GCUUGCCCGCUCGCGCGCCUGCGUAACGUUGCCAAGCAUUACGUCCCAACUACUGUUUAGCGUCGCCUAGCAACCAAGGCUUCUAGUUUGUGAGUGAGCUGUUUUAGCGUCUGCAGUCAAACAGGGCUACGAGUCGGCUUUAUGUGCGUGGAGGCAAAACAUGAGAAGUAGGGAACACGGUGCGGCAUUCAACGAUUACAGGUCGGGGCAAGCGAACAUCGUACUACAGAGAGCGCACGAGUUGCCGUGGAGACCGAGCACGUAUAGGUACGGUGGCGACGCCACGCGACGGAGAUUAGAGGAGCAGAAAUACCAGCAGGUUAGACUGGCUCCACGUGUCAGCUCAUCGUCGAGUCUCAAGCUACAGCCUCUGCUGAUGAACACUCGCCAGGUGAUGCUUGCUCGCUCCACGCCGGCAGAGUGGCUUAACGCCAGUCUGAGCAUCGCUGCGCAGGCCGUCGGGCAUGCGAACAGCGCGCAGAAGUUGCGUUUCGAAACGAUGGUGACGCGAGAUCAACGUUUUGUCCGACUUCAGGAGAAGGAAGUUAAUCUAGCAAAAGAAUGCAAGGAGAAGAUGACUAUUGCAUUGGACCGGAUAGAUGCACAAAUGAGGUUGAACAGAGAUUCGCUGCAGUCGCUAGAGUUCGACACGACAGACAAGCAGAUGGCGCUGUCGCUAGACGAGCUCAGCUACAAGCUGAGCAACACGUCACGUGGCAUCUGCUUCCAUCCUGGAGUCGAGCAGACGAGAACGGACUCGGACCCACAGACGUGGAUGCAGCACAGUGACUCGAACAUCCAGCACUCGCAGGCAGAGCGCACCAAGUCUGCGCAGCUGCGCAAAGAUCUAGAGGCGAUGUGGACAAUGUGCAUCAACGACAUGUGGAGUCAGUUCAACAAGGUGAACACCAGCAUCAGUGAGAGACAACGAGAGUACGAGGACGCGAGGUCACGCACUCAGCACAACCUGUCAAGGGUCAUGACGGAGAUGUUUGACAUGGAGAAGAACAUAGAUCUGCUGAGCAAAUCCAUCCGCGACCUACAGGCUCCUCUCCAAGUGGCACAAACGCGGCUGCACACGCGCGCAGCGCGCCCUAACGUCGAACUGUGUCACGACCCGCCACACCAAAGAUUGGUGUACGAGAUAGCGGAGAUACAGGCAACGGUGCGAGAGCUGGGGAACAAGCUACAGGACGCAGAGGCAGCCUAUCAACGGCUGCAGGAGAUGAAGGAUUGUCUACAGCGGGAUCUCGAGGUGAAAAAUAACAGCGUAUUUGUUGAUCGUGAGAAAUGCCUGGGAAUCCGUAAAGCCUUCCCGAUAUGUCACGCGCGGCUUGUCGCCUACUGAAGAUCAAGGGCAGGAUUGCAACGACGAGAGACAAAGCCUUGAUGUGCCACGAUAAUUAAUAAAUAUGCAAAGAGCACAUGUUUGAGUUACCGCACCUGCAAUCCCACAAUACACGGGAACGAAUUGCAGGGUUUAGAACGCGCAAUAACGACGUAGCAGUUAACGAAUAGCGUGUAAGACGCAAUAAGUCAACAUAUGUAAAUCCGUGUAGUGAGAUUGCUUUAUCUUUAGAUUGAGAAAUAUGAAUGAACCAAAAGUUGGCAGCA
Priapulus caudatus is the source of this 1614-nucleotide messenger RNA. RefSeq names its product tektin-3-like. Gene Ontology annotation, biological process: cilium movement involved in cell motility; cilium assembly. Bases 161 to 1348 code for a protein of 395 amino acids. The transcript has 10 exons. Gene Ontology annotation, cellular component: microtubule cytoskeleton; nucleus. NCBI's taxonomy places the organism in Eukaryota, Metazoa, Priapulida, Priapulimorpha, Priapulimorphida, Priapulidae. The record is from RefSeq and is a predicted model, not a curated record.